AUGACGUCCGCGCCCGCGAGCAUGGCGGGAAAGCUGUGCGUCGUCACCGGCGCCAACUCUGGGAUCGGUCUGGCGCGUCCCCGCGACCCGGACCACCGGCGGCCGAACGGCACCCUCGACCCGCCGACGUCGUCCUCGACGCUCGUCGAAAUCGCGCGCGAGUUCGCGUCCAGGGGCGCGCGCGUCGUCAUGGCGUGCCGCGACCGCGCGCGCGCGGCGUCCGCGGCGAGCGACAUCGUCGCCUCCACGGGCAACGACGCCGUGGAGGUGCGCGAGCUCGACCUCGCCGCGCUCGCGUCCGUUCGAUCGUUCGCGUCCGGGUUCGAAGGCCCGCGCGAUGCCGUGGACGUCCUCGUGAACAACGCGGGGGCGAUGUACAAGACGCGAACGAGCACGGCGGACGGGCACGAGCGGACGUUCCAGGUGUGCUGCCUCGCGCCGCACCUGCUGUCGCGGUUGAUGUUGCCGUCGCUGAGGUGCGUUCUAUACACUGGCGACGCGCCGGGCGCCGCGCGGAUCGUAUACGUCGGCUCGAAGCUCGAGAAGACCGGCGACGUCGCGAAGCGGCUCGUGUGGGCGUGCGACGAGAACGGCGCGAUGACGAGGGACCCGAGGGAGAUAUUCCAGAGCCGGGGAGGCGAGCGCGGCGAGGCGGCGGCGGACGGCGCGGCGGACGAAGGAAGCGACCCGUUCGCGUUCGACACGUUCAAGACGUACGGCACCGCGAAGCAGGCGGCGACGGCGCUGACGCUGACGCUCGCGAGGAAGACGCGCGCCGCGCACGGGGACUCCAUCGUCGUGCACGCGUGCACGCCCGGGAUGGUCCGCACGAACCUCUCGCGGUUCAUGCACCCGCUCGCGUUUUACGCGUCUCAGCCGGUGCAGUGGGCGCUCAUCAAGUCGCCGCGACAGGGCGCGUCCGCGCCGGUGUACUGCGCGACGUCGACGGACGCGGUCGCGCGCGAGCACACCGCGGGGUAUUUCGGCACCGAGAGCAGCUUCGCGGACGGGCCGGUGUUAAAGUUGGAGCCGUCCGACGUCGCGAGAGAGGAGUCCGUGGGCGAGGAGUUGUGGCGCAUCAUGGACGCGUUGCACGGCGAGGUGGAGGGCGACGGUCUGAGAUGA
Micromonas pusilla CCMP1545 is the source of this 1125-nucleotide messenger RNA. RefSeq lists its product as uncharacterized. The record is from RefSeq and is a predicted model, not a curated record. Lineage: Eukaryota; Viridiplantae; Chlorophyta; Mamiellophyceae; Mamiellales; Mamiellaceae. Bases 1 to 1125 code for a protein of 374 amino acids. The transcript has 3 exons.